GUUAAACCGACCAAGCUCGAGCUCACCAGCGCGCGGUGCACAAAAGGCCCCGGAUGAUCGGUUGAGGUUAAAAAUGACAAGGAAUUUGUCGAUGGGAAUCUUGAACACAACACACCAGUUUUGCUGUCUCUGUCCAUGUAUUUAAGAAGUGGAGCAAGGGAUUCACUCGAUCAUCCUUCCUGCUCAGACUGUGGGGAGGGAUUCACUUGAUCAUCAGACUGACUGGCAUUCCCGUCAUUUUACACAGGUGGGAACCCAUUGAUCUGCUCAGACAGUGGGAAUGGAUUCACUCGGUCAUCUCAACUGAAGGUACAUCAGGAAGUUCACACUGUGACAAGGCUAUUCACCUGUUCUGCAUGUGAGAAGGGAUUCUGUCGGUCUUCCCACCUAUGGGCACACCAAUUAGUUCACACUGGGCAGAUGCUGGUCAUCUGCUGAAUUUGUGGGGAAGGAUUCACACGGUCAUCUAACGUAAUGACAGAUCAGCGAGUUCACACAGGGGAGAAGCCAUUCAUCUGCUCGGACUGUGGGAAGGGAUUCACUUGCUCAUCUAAGCUGAAGGUACAUCAGAGAGUUCACACUGGAGAGAGACCAUUCACCUGCUCAGACUGCAGGAAGGGAUUCACUCAGUCAUCCCAACUGAAAGUACAUCAGCGACUUCACACUGGAGAGCGGCCGUUCACCUGCUCAGACUGUGGGAAGGGAUUCACUUGCUCAUCCCAACUGAAGGUACAUCAGCGAGUUCACACUGGGGAGAGGCCAUUCACCUGCUCAGACUGCAGGAAGGGAUUUACUCGGUCAACCGACCUACUGGUACACCAGCGAGUUCACACUGGGGAGAGGCCAUUCACCUGCUCAGACUGCGGGAAGGGAUUCACUCGCCCAUCCCAACUGAAGGUACAUCAGCGAGUUCACACUGGGGAGAGGCCAUUCGCCUGUUCAGAGUGUGGGAAGGGAUUCACACAGUUAGCUAACCUACAAGAACACCGGUCAGUUCACACUGGGAAGCGGCCGUUCACCUGCACAGUGUGUGGGAAGCGAUUCACUCGUUCAUCUGAUCUACAGAUACACCAGCGAGUUCAUACUGGGGAGAAACCAUUCACUUGCUCAGUCUGUGGGAAGGGAUUCACUUGGUCAUCUCUUCUACAGAUACACCAGCGAGUUCACACUGGGGUGAGACCAUUCACCUGCUCAGACUGUGGGAAGGGAUUCACUUGCUCAUCCCAACUGAAGGUACAUCAGCGAGUUCACACUGGGGAGAGGCCGUUCACCUGUUCAGACUGUGGGAAGGGAUUCACUUUGUCAUCUCACCUAGUGAGACACCAGUCAGUUCACACUGGGGAGAGGCCGUUUACCUGCUCAGUCGGUGGGAAGGAAUUCACUCGGUCAUCUCAACUACAGAGACACCAGUCAGUUCACACUGGGGAGAGGCCAUUCACCUGCUCAGUGUGUGGGAAGGGAUUCACUCAGUCAUCUCAUCUGCAGAGACACCAGCGAGUUCACAGCAGGUGGAGGCCGAUCACCUCAGAUUGUGGGAAGGGAUUCACUCGGUCAUCUUGCCCACUGACACACCGGUCAAUUCACACUAGGGAGAGGCCAUUCACCUGCUCAGACUUUGGAAAGAGAUUCUGUCAGCUAAAUCAACCAAAUGUGCAUCAUUGAGUUCACACUGGGGAGAGGCCGUUCACCUGCUGUGAAUGUGGGAAGCGAUUCACUCAGUCAUUUAACCUUAUGAAACUUUGGCUUCGGCUAGCAGCUUAAUAUAGGGGGUGGUAGCCCCCCAGCCCGGCCAAACUUAAGAAAUCACGUUUGGGUGGAUGCUUCUUGAUGUGUCCCCUGUUACAAAUCAGUACCCCGAAAUAACAAACAGUACACAAUAUGUGAUUAAAUGAUUGAGCUUUAUAAUUCUUACUUUGACUAUAGGGUUAGUAAAGAAAACAAAAAAAAAGAAGAAAAAGGGCCCACUCUCUCCAUUUGCGUCUUCUCAUCUCUCCCCAGCAAAAUACAGCGAAAAUCUCUCUUCCAGACUCACAAGAAAGAACAACAUUUCUGCCAUGGGAUAGCCCCGCACUCCAAAACUCUGUUAUGUCUAUUCGUAACCUAAUCAUUGCUGCUACAGAGAAACCGUUACCUCAACAGUGAUACAUUGCAGAGAGGCCAUUACAUGAGCAGUGAAACCUUACAUCAUGUUACACUUGUGACACACUGCUGGCUUCACUCCGGGGAGAAAGUUUCAAUAAGCUGCAUGCUGGAUAUUUGUCGAUCACUGUUGCUGAAUGCAAUUUCGAGAGUGACUGUCGGUGCUGAACUCUGCAAUUAUUGCUGCUGCUCACCACACCCAGUUCUGCACCCAGGUCACUGGGCAUGGGAGAAGUUUCUUCUGCUGCAUAUUCACCUUUAAUGGGACUGGAGUUUAAUAUUCUGGAUCUUAGACAAAUAAAUCAGUUCUGUUUUAAACUCUGUCUUGGGUACUUAGUGAAUUUAUAACACAAUUAGUUUACUGUAGAGAGUCAACUCAGGCCGGCUGGACACUGCCAGUGAUUCAGUUCCACGACAGCCCUUUUAAAUCCUCCCCUGUUGUUCACCUCUCACUCUCUCCUUGUGGGAUUGGUUCCAAACAGUCACCACUCUGAAGGAUUUUUUUUUUUAUUAAGUGCAAUCGUGAACAAUAGCCAGAUCAGAAAUGCUGAUCAAGUCAACUAGUUCCCAAAGAGAACUCUGAUAGGCCAAUCAGAAGGUUCACUGCUGCUCAGCGAUAGAAUAUAUAAAAAAAAAUCAUAUGUACAGGUAAGAGAAAUUAAAAAUAGUAGAAAUACUGGAGUCAUGAUGAUCAUGAUGAAAUCUGCUGGAGAGAGACAUUUAUACACAUGCUUCCCUCUAUAAUUCAAAGUGAUUGAAGGAUAAGGUUGCAGGGUGACAGAAUGUAACAGGAGCACUUGGAACUAAAAACUAAUCCCUACCGGGAGAAAACAGCACCUGUUCUUUCCGCACUGUUCUCCAGCAGUUUAAGGACUAAGUCCAGCCGGAAGAUAAGUCACAAGUGCUCUUGAAAGUCAGGUAUUAACCCUACUUGCCAACAACCAAGCAUUGCCAUCCUGGUCCCCUUCAUGAUAGCUUAUGAAGAAGCAUAUGACUUCCCUCCCAGAGAUGAUAGGUGUUUGUGCACUCGACUCUUGAAGGCUCGGACCCCAUCGUCGCAGAUGUUUCCAACCACAGCAUCUGGAAGACUGUCCCAAAUUCUGAUAGCACAGUGAAGGAAGCUUCUAUCCAGUGUGUGGCUUCUCGCAUCAGGCAUAGAAACAGCCUGAGCAGGCAUAGACAAACUUGAUUGUCUGGUACGCCGUCUCUCAUAAGAUGAAGGCAGCAUGGCGUGAGGGUCUGCAGGACUGUGGCUGGCCUGCAUUUUGUAUAUUCUGCAUUGUGCAUUUUCAUCUACACCUAUAAUCCUGGGAGCCUUUCUCUGAAUGGAAUCAAGCUGGCUGAGGCCACUCUGUGAGGCAUUCAUCCAUGAUACUUUGUACCUGGGCUUUGUAAACCGUGGCCCUGCCCUCUUUGUCUAAUUUGGGUGCUACUUUCCACAGAGCUCCAAGCCUUUGUCCAGCCAUGUAUGAAAUAGUGGAAAGGAGUUUAUCCCAUACCAACUUGCUGUCAAUAUUAAUACCAAGGAUUUUGCAGUUACCAAACUACAGGUCGGGGUUAGAUGGAUUCCUCUUCCUAGACAUCACCAUUGCCUUGCACUCAGUAGGCUCAAAGGUGACAUUCCAGUCGUCUGCCCAGGCUUUCAUCCUGUCAAGAUCCCUAUUCAGGCCUGCUGUCACUAUAUUACUCUCUCCUGCUCUAAUUGAAGAGGUUUCCCUUGAAUUCUCUGCAGAUGGAGCAGGGUCAGAAGCCAGAGGCAGCUCUGCACAGGGCAGAGUUUGGGGCUCUGGAUGAUGGUCGGGGCAAGAACAUAUGAUGAGGAGAAGGGAAUCAGCAGCGGGGUGUGUCAACUGAUGACAGAGUAGCAACAUUUGGAAGCUGACUGGCAGAGAAAGUCUUUCGGUUUUCUGACUGAUGAUACAAACAAUACCCGUGGUGUCGUGCUCCACUGAUCGAGGAACAUCUGUUGGUUGGGAAUGGUUUUAUCUGUUGAGGGAGUUGUUCCUGCUUGUAUUGAUUAUCACAUAAUUGUUAAUAUUUUGACUGUAAAACUGGAUCAGGCUUGAAUUUAUGGUGCCUUUAUGAUGUGACAGAGGGCAUUCAUGAGUGUGUAUUUUAAAGCAAGAUUUUGGUGAAUGAUAUGUGCCACUUGAUUGUACCUUUGUAAGUAAUCAGAUUGAGUUAAACUGCAACAGGAUUGUUUCUGGUUUCUCUAGCGUUUUCUGCACUUACUACUUUGUAUCUCAAGUAUUUUUGAUUUUUUUUUUCUUUCCUUUCGUUAACCACCUUGUCCUGUAUUUCUGCAAGGAACCCCUCUGUUUCUGGGAAGAGGUUUCCAACUCUCAGUCAGGUGCUCGAUGCUUCCUUGUCAACAUCUCGUCUGUUCAGGUCGUUGGGAUGUCUCCCAUGGAGGGUCAUACUCAUUCCACUGGUUAAUGUUUUCUUCCCUAGUGAUGAUUCAUUUUUCUGAGUUGGGCUCUCAUUUAAGUUUUCUGGUCUGUAUUUCUUACCACGAUUGCAGAUACACACAUGGAGUGCUGAAUCCUGUUCAUUUUUGAUGAUAAUAUAUACUUAAAAGUGUUAUCUGACUGUGUGUUUUCCUUUUUCUUUCAUGUCUGUUAUUCCUCUUCCUCCUUCUGUCCAAGGUAGUG
Messenger RNA from Mobula hypostoma (lesser devil ray), 4790 nucleotides. Its product is annotated as zinc finger protein 227-like. The coding region runs from base 475 to 1662 and encodes 395 amino acids. NCBI's taxonomy places the organism in Eukaryota, Metazoa, Chordata, Chondrichthyes, Myliobatiformes, Myliobatidae. The transcript has 2 exons. The record is from RefSeq and is a predicted model, not a curated record.